This is a messenger RNA of Trichophyton rubrum CBS 118892, 3171 nucleotides long. RefSeq lists its product as uncharacterized. The record is from RefSeq and is a predicted model, not a curated record. Lineage: Eukaryota; Fungi; Ascomycota; Eurotiomycetes; Onygenales; Arthrodermataceae. The coding region runs from base 1751 to 2752 and encodes 333 amino acids. The transcript is spliced from 2 exons. Gene Ontology annotation, cellular component: fungal-type vacuole; plasma membrane.
AGCCAAUCAGCGUGUAUGCAUUACCAGCACCACGAAAACCACAUCGAAAGUGCAUUAUUUUAGCGCUUCUGCCGACGUCCAACUUGGAUGUGGACAGUCACAGCAGGCCAUCUUUGCCGCAAAGGGCGGCUUCAUGUCAGUGUCGGGAUGGAGACAGCAAUUCAUGCUAGACGAGUCAGCGAGUCAGCAAGAGUGCGCCACAAGGAUAAAGCCCUGGCCUUUUUCUUUGUUAGAAAAAGGCUGAAGUGCCUGCUUGCUUCUUCUUCUUCUUUUCUUCUCUAUAGAUCAUGGAUUGGUUCAGAUUACAUAUUCUUUUGCUGCUCAAGCUGGCCGGUUUGAUAUGCUAGGAUUGAGAGGACCGUCUGAUCUAGACUCAUGUACUCUCUCGCGCUGCGAUUACGCUAUGAUGGUCCGAGUUCUUCUCCAUAUUUCAGCGGAGCGUUGUGUUGGCUCGAAUAUAUUCGCCCGGACUUACUAACAUCGAGGCUCAUACUUAUAAAGUAUCAAGACUUCCCUCACACGGCCACUACAACUUGGCGUGUUUAGAGAAGAGAGGUGAAGAUGGAUUUUACCUGUACUGACGCCAGAGAUUCGAUCCUAACGAGACGUCAUGUCGAUUCUCGCUUGACAAGUCGCGUCCUCCAUGCAAGCUUCUUUUAGUAGUCAACAUCCAGACAAGCAAAUCUGAAUGUCAACCACACAGACACGUCGUGGCCAAGUGAUAACUACUUGAAGGAUUCUACCCUGGAGAAUUGCGUAACCCACAACCUCUUAGGCUCGCAAAACGAUCCUGAAACGGUUACAGGAUAGCCAGCUGCGGCGGUAGAAUUCAUGCCAACAAUAUCCCAACUUAUCUCCGUUCGUUAAAAUCAGCUCUGGGAAAAUCUGUUCAAAAGGCUGGAGCUACAAUGCUGCGCCUCCAGAUGGAGAGAAUGCCACUUGCGGUUUAGUUUACGCACUUAAGGAAAGAUUUACGAGCCUUGGCAUAGGUUAAACUCAUCCAGCCCGACAGCCCGAUGAAUCAUCACGACCUCCUCUUGCUCAUGACGCAAGGACACUCAUCUCCCGAAUGAUCGCUAGGUGAAAGGUGAAGAAAUAUUAAAGCGAGACGGCGCUUUAUACAAGGCAGAUGGGUCAAUUCAGCUGUCGAUCACGCAGCGUCGGUCUUGCUGUCGGCAAACGUACCAUUACUCAGGUAUCUGGUAUCAGUAGUAGACCGAUGCAGAACCGCAAUAAACUCCCUUUGCAUGGUUGCCCUGGUUUCCAGGGUCGAAAUUAGGAUAUGAAAUACGCAAGUUCUUUAUUGUCGUUGCACUGCCUGAAGCUCGAGACAAGCCCUGACACGAUACCCGCCACGAGGUAUUGCAAAGCCUUUGAGCCAUACAAGAGUCUAAAUCUUAAGCACUGGCUAGCCAUGAAGUUUAACUGGUCAUGAUGUGAUUUGGGUUGAGAAAAAUAGAUCCUUCCAUUCCAGAUGUUUCGGGCGUAAGAGACGCUAGCCUUUGUACCAAGGGACGAUCCUCCUCGUGGCUUGCACCUGUUGAUUCACGGAUGCCGGAACAUCCUAACAAGUCAUGUCCUUCGCUUGGCUUUCCUAAAGUUUACCUGCACAUGGCGUUAGUAGUAUGGACACGGUGCAUUAGGCCUCCGUUCGAAUCUGGAAGUUCUGCUUUAAUACCGGGCCCUUCAGCUCCAAGGCUGAACGGAGCCGUCUGGUAUAUAAAGAUGACAACUCCUUCGUCAACUUCUCAUGCAACAGCAACAAACAUCAAGCAACAAACAAUUUAGACAUAUCUACAGCACCUUUACACCCUUGUUGGAAAAAUACCAUCCAUCUACUCGGUCUUCUCUCGGGUGGCGGUUAAACGUCCCUAUUGAUUACCUUCCUUCCAGUCACCACCACCUUACAUUCUCCACAAUGGACAAGUGUACUCUAGAGACCUGUCCCAUAACGGAGAGUAUCUACCAGUACAAGCCAUCGCUGGCCGGCAAUGCUGCACUCCUCGCCAUCUUUGCCGCCUCCGGCAUUGUCCACUGCCUACAAUACUUUUUUUUCAGGAACGGUUCUUACUCCAUCCCCAUGAUCCUGGGAUGUCUGACUGAAGUUAUCGGAUACGUCGGUCGUGUUCUCCUCGCCGAUGACCCUUUCAGCCAGAAUGGUUUCCUCAUUCAGAUCUGCUGUCUCACUCUCGCUCCUGCUUUCUUCUCGGCUUCGAUUUACUUCUGUCUCGCUGAUAUCGUCCGCCUCUUUGGUGAGGAAGCGUCAUGGAUUAAGCCACAACAUUAUGCCUGGAUAUUUAUUCCUUGUGAUCUUGUCAGCUUGAUUCUUCAGGGUACCGGUGGUGGUCUGGCCUCCGUCGCCGCCGAUAAAGGCACAGACCAGGCACCCGGAACAAACACUAUGAUUGCCGGUUUGGCUUUCCAGGUCAUCACCCUCGUCGUCUUCAUCUUCCUUACCCUUGGAUUCAUUGUCCGUACCAUGCAGUCCCGAGCUCUUCAAGAGAAGGAAAUGGGUGCCCGACCAAAACUUCCAAUCCGCCGUGAUCGACUGGUAACUUUCGCCGUUCCAUUUACUGUCGCCAUCGUCACUAUCUUCACUCGUUGCGUCUACCGAGUUGCUGAACUGAGUGGGGGUUGGGAUGGAGAUUUGAUCCACGAAGAGGUCACCUUUGUUAUCCUCGAGGGAGUGAUGGUUGCGAUUGCUGUUAUCUGCCUGAACAUCUCGCACCCUAAGCUUCUAAACCAAAAAUAAACUCUCUACUUUGUCUACCUCCUUAUUUGCAUCAAUACCCCAGUUUUAUAGAUCAUUUACUCGUGCUCAAUACUUCCAUGGUUCCUUGUUUUCCCCUAUAUACCUGAAUGUAUCUAUCUCGUCCCUCAACAUUCGCCUUCCCUUUUGCUUCAUCUGAUGACCUAGUUUAUGUGCUAAUACAGUUUUUACCGUGGUGCCUAUAAAAGAACGAUAUUUUGACAAUUACAUGCUUACUAGAGUAAAUGAAAUGGCCUAUUCCUCUAAUAGGCUACUGUCUACUAGGAUACUACCUGUAUUACAUAAGCAAACUCAUACCUAGCCUUGAUACUUUGUCUGGAUUAGUCAUCCACUUAAUGUUAGAACUCGCAGUCUUGGCUCAUGUUCCAAUAGAACACGGGGCAGAUAGGCCUUUUUGUCCC